Manis javanica (Malayan pangolin) is the source of this 3956-nucleotide messenger RNA. NCBI's taxonomy places the organism in Eukaryota, Metazoa, Chordata, Mammalia, Pholidota, Manidae. The record is from RefSeq and is a predicted model, not a curated record.
CAGCCUUCCGAUUGGUUGCAAAUAGACAGUCUGCGCGCGCGUUGGUACUGUUGGCGGGAGUUCCUACCGCCUCUGCCGGCGCCCAAAUUUCCCGGGCCGGCGCCGCGGGGCCUGCCUGGAGCCGCUGGGAUUGUUGUUCUCCUGGCGGGCGACAGCCGCGGCGGACUGCGACAUGCAGAGCACAGAACUAGGCAACAAGGAGAGUGGCAAGAUAUGGCACCGCAAGCCAUCCCCGGCCACUCGAGAUGGAAUUAUAGUGAACAUUAUUCACAACACUUCUGAUUACCUUCCCAAAGUUUUGCGAUUUUUGAAUAUGGCUUUUGAUAACUCAGGUGAUUGCUUAAUUGCUGGGGACCAUCAAGGAAAUAUCUAUGUUUUUGACUUGCAUGGAAACAGGUUUAAUCUUGUUCAGCGAACAGCACAAGCUUGCACAGCUCUGGCCUUUAAUCUUCGUAGAAAAUCUGAAUUCCUUGUGGCAUUAGCUGAUUAUUCUAUUAAGUGUUUUGAUACAGUCACCAAGGACCUAGUUAGCUGGAUGAGAGGACAUGAAUCUUCAGUGUUUUCGAUCUCUGUACAUGCAUCGGGGAGAUAUGCCAUCACUACUUCUUCUGAUACAGCACAGCUAUGGGACUUGGAUAACUUUCAGAGGAAAAGAAAGCUGAACAUUCUCCAGUCUGUGGGUAUACAAAAGGUCUUCUUUCUACCAUUAAGUAAUACCAUCCUCAGCUGUUUUAAGGAUAAUUCCAUCUUCGCCUGGGAGUGUGAUACUCUUUUUUGCAAAUAUCAAUUGCCAGGUCCACCUGAAAGCUCUAAUAUAUUAUACAAAGUGUUUGCUGUGACCAGAGAUGGUCGAAUUCUGGCUGCUGGAGGUAAAUCAAAUCAUCUUCAUUUGUGGUGCUUGGAAGCUAAACAGCUCUUUAGAAUUAUCCAGAUGCCUACUAAAGUUCGAGCCAUUCGCUAUCUAGAAUUUCUUCCUGAUAGUUUUGAUGCUGGUUCUAAUCAGGUUCUUGGAGUACUAAGUCAAGAUGGAAUUAUGAGAUUUAUUAAUACGCAGACUUGUAAGCUUCUCUUUGAAAUUGGGAGCCUUGAUGAAGGAAUUAGCUCAUCAGUGAUUAGCCCACAUGGUCGGUAUAUUGCAUCUAUUAUGGAAAAUGGGAGUCUGAACAUAUAUUCAGUUCAGUCUUUAACACAGGAAAUAAACAAGCCACCUCCUCCUCUAGUGAAAGUGAUUGAAGAUUCACCUAAGAAUAAACUGAAUUCUGGUAAUCUUAAGGUGAAAGUGACGUCGGGAAGAGUACAGCGGCCAGCAAAAUCAAGGGAAAACAAAAUACAAACAAGAAUAUUAAAACAAGACCUGACUGCCCAUUUUGAAAAUAAAGAGAAUGAGUUGUCAGAUGGAUUAAGCAAAAAGCGCUUACAAAUCUUAUUAAAAGGCUAUGGUGAAUAUCCAAUGAAGUACAGAAUGUUCAUUUGGCGCUCUCUGCUACAACUGCCUGAAAAUCAUACUGCAUUUAGUAGCCUAAUAGAUAAGGGUAUUCACGUGGCAUUUCUCACCCUCCAGAAAAAAUACCCCAUCAAAAGUAGGAAACUACUCAGAGUAUUACAGAGAACCCUGUCCGCUUUGGCUCACUGGUCUGCCAUCUUUAGCGACACACCGUAUCUUCCACUCUUGGCAUUUCCGUUUGUAAAGUUAUUCCAGAACAACCAACUCAUCUGUUUUGAAGUUGUUGCUACUCUUCUAAUCAAUUGGUGUCAACACUGGUUUGAAUAUUUUCCUAAUCCUCCUAUCAAUAUUCUUAGUAUGAUAGAAAAUGUUUUGGCGUUUCAUGACAAGGAACUGCUGCAGCACUUCAUAGAUCAUGAUGUAACUGCCCAGCUCUAUGCAUGGCCUCUUCUUGAAACUGUGUUCUCAGAAGUACUGACAAGAGAGGAGUGGCUAAAAUUAUUUGAUAAUGUCUUUUCCAACCAUCCUUCAUUCCUCCUGAUGACUGUGGUAGCCUACAACAUAUGUUCUAGAGCUCCUUUGCUCAACUGUAAUCUUAAAGAUGAUUUUGAGUAUUUUUUUCAUCAUCGGAAUAACCUGGAUGUAAGUGUUGUGAUUAGAGAAGUUUAUCAUCUCGUGGAUACCACGCCUCCUGAUAUCCAUCCUGACAGCAUGCUUGAUGUUUUUGUGGCCCUGACAAAAGGACAAUAUCCAGUAUUUAAUCAAUAUCCGAAGUUUAUUGUGGACUAUCAGACACAGGAACGAGAAAGAAUAAGGAAUGAUGAAUUGGAUUACCUAAGAGAGAGGCAGUCAGUUGAAGAUAUGCAAGCUGAAGUAGACCAGCAGAGAAUUGAAGAUGAAGCCUGGUACCAAAAACAAGAACUGCUUCGUGAAGCUGAAGAAACAAGGAGAAAAAUGCUCUUACGAGAGGAGGAAGAAACGAUACAACAAAGACAGAAACUAGCUGCUAUGAGGAGAGAGUUGAAAGUAAAGGAAAUGCACUUACAAGAUGCUGCAAGAAGGCGCUUCCAGAAAUUUCAGCAAAGUCAGUGUGAAACAGAACUAAGAAGACUGAAUGAUGAAAUUGAGAGAAAGGCACAUCUGAGAGAUCGAGAAAUUGCUCCCACAGCCAAGGACCUAGAAAUGAGACAUCUGGAACUCGAAUCCCAAAGAAGACUUUAUGAGAAGAAUCUUACUAGAAAUCAAGAAGCUGUUGCAAAAGAAAUGAGAGAAGAUACAGAUGCCCAUAGACGAAAAGUGGAUCUUGAAGAACACAUGUUUCAUAAACUCAUAGACACAGAUCAAACACUGAAUGAAAAAACUCAGAAGUUAAUUGAAGAAAAUUUGGCGGAAGCUGAACAAGCAUGUCUAAAUACUGACUCGCGGAUUUGGGCUUUACAUAAACAAAGAUGUGAUAAUCUGCAACAAAAUGAAUGUUACAAGGAUAUGGCCAAACUCCUUCAAAAAAACAGAAAAGAAAUAGAAGUAUUAAAUGCAGUGAUGGGGGAGGAAGCUAAAAAGUGGGAGGAAGCCAAAGAAAAAGACUUUAUCUUGAAAUCAGAAAAGAAAGCGUCAGCUCUUUCAGAUGCAUCUAGAAAGUGGUUUCUAGAGAAAGAGAUAAGUGAUGCUUCAGAACAUGCUGAAUAUCCAUAUAAUCAAGUAGUGACCAGGUACCGAAACAAACAGGCCACCUCGAGUUGUUUGCCUGGAACUUCACAAUUACAUGAUGCUUCCAGGACGGAGUCCGCAACACGGAGUGAGUUGAUAAGCAAGAAAUGCUUCUCCUGUCAUUUUAAAGUCAGCAAUAUUUAAGCAAAUCGUGGCUUAAAUUACAUUUACAGCAAGUUGAUACCAUUUUCCCAGGGCAUUGACAGUGGAAAUAUCAAAAUGGAGGCAGCUGGAUUCUCAGAUUUCCAGCUGGGGGAAAAACUGGAUCAAACUGAAACCCAAGUAAAGAAUGUUUGCCAAGUCUCAUUCAGAGCUGUGCCAUUUCUUUAGCCCCUGGACCUCUGCCCAAAAACAUAGUCAGAGGACACAGAUAUCUGUCACUAAUCAAAGUGAUGAUACUCAUAACUAUUUUUUAUGUCCUUAUGCAGAGAAAAUCUCAGCAUUAGUUUUCAAAGCCAUUGCAUACUUGAAUUUUCCUGACUCUGCCCUUCUGGGCUGGGUUCUGUUCAACAGCCAUUGAAAACAUGUAUUUGCCCUAGGCACUGUGGUGGACUGCUGGGAUGCUCAGUCGGAACUGCUGAAGGCAGAUGGCUUCUUGCUGAUUAGCUGACUUUUGAUCCCUCCACUUGAUUCCCUGGAGGUUUUGUUUAUUUCAGAAGGGAUAAGGUGGAAACAUCAUACAAUAAUAUAGUCCCAGCAUUAGCCCAUAAAGGAGCUAACAGUUUUCCCAGGAAAGCAUUUGAUUUGUUUUUAAAAGGCGGGGAGAAGACAAGAAACUGUUUGACUUUAUUUCAGCCAGCUUUUU